This is a messenger RNA of Anastrepha obliqua, 926 nucleotides long. RefSeq lists its product as uncharacterized. The transcript has 2 exons. The record is from RefSeq and is a predicted model, not a curated record. The coding region runs from base 123 to 740 and encodes 205 amino acids. Lineage: Eukaryota; Metazoa; Arthropoda; Insecta; Diptera; Tephritidae.
GUUUGUCAAUUUUAUUUGUUUUAAAAUUCUCUGUUUUGUUUUAAAAAUUUAAAAAAAAUUUUAAUAUACAAAUUUGUGGAUUUAAUUUUAGUAAAGAAAUUCAAAUCAAGAGAAUAGUACAAAUGACAGUUACAACAGCCAUUGUCGUUGCGGGGCUGUUGCAAAUUGUGCUGCGCACAUCCUUCUUCUUCGAACAGGAAAAGGAUCUCUGCUCGCCGGCACCUUCACUAGCCAGUUGGAUUUUCCUCAUUGCACUACUGGAUCUCAUCUCCGAUCUAUGCCUCUAUCCUGUACGAUAUAUGCAUUUGCCAUACUUCUGUCAGGCGAUGGUCGAGACCAUCCUCACCAUUUUGUUAACGGAAUUUGGCACCCUUAUCGUCUGGUGUACACUGGAGAAGCUAUUUUGGCGUUUAAUCAAAUCCAUACUGCUCGUUAUGGGUAUGUCUGCGAAAACGUAUGCCAAUUAUGAGACUCUCAUAUUGGGCGUGACAACUACAGCGAUCAGUUUGAUGAUAUUGGCUUUUGUUGGUCAGGCGACCGAUCACUUUCACUUGAUACGCAGAAAAUAUCAUCGCAUGCAACGUAAAGUGUCGCUGAAUCUCGAAAGGUUCCGAGAAUAUAUUAACGGUUGUAGAUGUGCUUCGUCACGUUUGCGCUGUAAAAACAUGCGCGAUUGCCUUUCGGAUGAUUCUGAGAGCAUCUGUUGCCCGAAGCGUAAACGCAGACGCAGAAGAUGUUGAAAGAGUGUGAUCGAAUGGAUGGUAACGUUUCUCUAUUUUCAAUUGGCUCUCUGUCAGUGCAAAAUGUUCGGGUUAUUCCAGUCUAUUUUCUAUGAGGGCUUUCGUGUCGUAAGUGCGUGAGUGUAUGCAUAUGUACGGAAAUAUCCGUCCGGAAAUGCUAAUAAAAUUAUAUUUUUUUUAGUUCAA